CUUGGCGCAGGGACAGAUUGAAAUGGGGAGGAGUCUGACAUACUAAGUUCAGAUCAGGACAGACUGAAGGACAAACAAGCAGGAAGAAGGAGAAAAUUAAGUGAGCACCGGGUUCACCAGAAAAAUAAGAGGAUAAUAAAUAUUGCCUGCUUGAAGAAUAAUGUCUCUAUCUCCAGCUGCCUUGGCCGCUCGUCGGGUGUUGGCUGCUGCGUCACAUUCAAGCCAUGAGGGUGGAGCGAGGACCUGGAAGAUACUGACCAUUGUGUUGGCCAUCCCUGGUGUUGGUGUCUGCAUGGCCAACGCCUACAUGAAGAUGCAGGCGCACUCGCACUCGCAGCCAGAAUUUGUGCCAUAUCCUCAUCUGCGUAUCCGCACCAAGAAAUUUCCCUGGGGUGAUGGAAACCACUCUCUGUUCCACAACCCUCACACCAAUCCUCUGCCUGAGGGUUUCGAGAGCUCCCAUCACUGAGAGCAUCAGUCAUAUUUCUCAGCUGUGUUUCCAGUCAGCAGUGUGCUUGGCUUAAUUAUACUGGCCGAGUGGGCAAGCCGCACCGCCACAAAGCGGUGCACCCAGACAGGAAUAAAACCACUUUGUGUAUUACAA
This is a messenger RNA of Siniperca chuatsi (mandarin fish), 604 nucleotides long. Its product is annotated as cytochrome c oxidase subunit 6A, mitochondrial. The coding region runs from base 161 to 469 and encodes 102 amino acids. Gene Ontology annotation, molecular function: enzyme regulator activity. The transcript has 4 exons. NCBI's taxonomy places the organism in Eukaryota, Metazoa, Chordata, Actinopteri, Centrarchiformes, Sinipercidae. The record is from RefSeq and is a predicted model, not a curated record. Gene Ontology annotation, cellular component: mitochondrial inner membrane. Gene Ontology annotation, biological process: mitochondrial electron transport, cytochrome c to oxygen.